Rhodofomes roseus is the source of this 3376-nucleotide messenger RNA. RefSeq lists its product as uncharacterized. Lineage: Eukaryota; Fungi; Basidiomycota; Agaricomycetes; Polyporales; Fomitopsidaceae. The transcript is spliced from 2 exons. Gene Ontology annotation, molecular function: protein binding. Bases 94 to 2991 code for a protein of 965 amino acids. The record is from RefSeq and is a predicted model, not a curated record.
AAAGUUUGCCAGCUCGGCCUGCGUAUUGCGUCCCAUCGAGUUCGCGUUCAGACCCCCCAGACCUGUGGCGGUACACCGGUAUGCGCUGACUACAUGUUCAUUUGUCGGCACGGAUUGCUACGAGCGUAUUUACCGAGACAUGUUACGACACUCCAUUUUGCUCGACGAUCUCUUUCGCGUGCUCUGCCCUUGCCUCGAGCAAAACCAUACGCGGGCGCCUUCUCACAAACAGCGCCGAGAGGGGAAGAGAGGGGAGUCCAGCGGGACGCAGAACCGGCUCGUGACGAAGGUACCCGUCCGCCGGGUGCGAGCGAAGAACCGCAGGAUCGUCUCUCGCGAGUCAAACCAACACUACUCUCAUCAUGGUUCCCUGACGAGGCCCCCCUGCAGACGGAAGCUGCAGACGAAACGGCGAACCUCGGAAGGACGGAGUGGACCCUUGAUAACCAUGAUCCCUCGGAGGCCUACCUCGCGCAGCGACGAAUGGGCCGAAGCAUCUUCCGGGACUUGGAGGGCGAUCCGCGUAAAAUAUUCCGGGUGCUGGAGGUUGCCACAAAGAAACGGCAGUUGGAGGUCAUCCGGCUUCUUGUGGUGGACAUGGUGCAGGAUGGACACUUCCUUGGCCCUAAGCUGCGCCUCCAGUUCACCGAGCGGCUACUCCUGCUUGCGGGCCAAGAAUUGCUAUCUAAGAAGCAGGCACUCUCGUUAUUGGACAGCAUCCAGUCGUUCACCCAGCUCAUGACAUUAUCCGACACGACCAGGCUAAACGUCGCCGUCUCCAUUCUAGCUAUGCCUCGCUCUCUCACACUUGACCCCCCACUCUUAGACAAGCUCGCUCUCUUGCUUCUGGACUACGUCAACAGAGACCCGAAACUUGCCGCAGACUCCACUCCAUCGAAAGCCCUAUCCCUGCAGGUUACGUCCGUCAUGUACCUCCUCGCGUACGAACUCGCAGCCGCCGGUCUGCAACGGCGCUCUCUAGACGUCGUAAACGCGCUCAUCCACGACAAGAAGCUCGACUCGCACGCGAUACAGGAGGUAGAUCUCUCCUCGGGUGACUUCGUUCGUAUCAUACUCUUCGCCCUCGUCCGAUCGUCCACCUCAUGGGGAUGGCGCCGACUCUCCACCGAGCUUAUAGAGCGGACGCUCCCUACCAUGGAUCCCAUCACACCCGACGUUGGCGACCUCGCUAUGAGGGUGUUGCGCACACUACUCGUAGACACGACAUACAAGACGGUGCAAUCCGCCGCUACCAUCAUUGUUCAGCUCAUGGAGCGUUGUCCAGAAUGCAAGAUUUCGGGGGCGGUGUUGCAGCAGUUCUACGCAGGCGCUCAGCGACACAACUGUCCGGAGCUUGCUGAGAUGGUCUACAGCGUCUCGCAGUCGGGUCUAGUCCGGAACGACCACAAACACGUCCAUCUUCCCCCGGACAAGGGCAUGCUCCACUGGUUCCUCAGAUACCUCACCGAGAAGCAGAAACACACGCACCUCGCGCGCGUACUCGCCUCUCAGCUGAUCGACGAGGCCAUCCCGAUCGCGCUGCACUCCCGCGGGCCUAUCAUCGCAAUUCUGGCUUCGCAGGGAUUCGCGAUGCAGGCGCGUGCGCUCUGGGAGCGCUACGAGGACAGCAAGGACGCCGACGUUGUGGUGGGCAACGCGGCAACGAUGCUCCGGCUGGUCAGCCUCUUCGUGAGCCUGAGCAGGCGAUCGGAGUCCCAGGCUCUGCUAAAGGCUGCUCCACGCUCGGCAGAGUCCGUGCCCGACGUUGUGGAUGCUGCAGUUGCCAGCAUGGUGCGCGAGGGGAGCACCGAGCGUGCCCUUCCUGGACGUUCUGGAACGUCAUCUCCGGUGCCCGAUCCAACGCACGCUGGCGAGUCUGACUCCGAGAACACUGAGCACGACUCGUCUAGUGCGUCGUUGCAGCCCAACGUGGUGGAAGAGGACGAAUCCGGUAUGCCUUGUACUCAAGUUACCGAAUGUUCUCUUCCGGAAGGACUAGCGCACGCGCGCCCUGCUGAUGGUGAUCCGAAGGUCGUUAAUGAAGGCGCGGGUGCAACACGAGUUCCGGACGGGGAUCUCCCUGCUCAAUCUGAUCCGUCCCAACCUUUAUCUGCGGAGACGACCGAGACCGAGGCAGACGACACACAGGCGAAACGGUCGGAGCUGAGCACGAACGAGGCCAAGCGGAAGGCGUCCGAAUUCAGGGGUUUUGCCGAGCGCGUGUUCGACGCCUUCCUGUGGAGUCGUGGGUCGUUCAAGCGGGUGCACCACUGGGAGCUCAACGCGAUGGCGCGUGCGAGCUUCAUGCUGGGCCGGCUGGAGGACGGCCUGGACGUGUUCCAGCAACUCUUCAAGACGCGACAGGUGCCGGACAUGUACGACAUCAACGUUGCGCUCUCGAUCUUCGCGGAGUACAACCCGAGCUCGGCGGCGCUCGUCAUCGAGCGCAUGCUCCGGAUGGGCCUGCAGCCGGACGCGGUGUCCUUCGGGUCCGUCAUCCAUCAUGCGGUCAUGCAUGGCGACCUCCCGCUCGCGACCGCGCUCAUCCGGCGCGCACGCGAGGUCGGCGUGACGCUGUCGUACAAGACGGUGGGGACGCUCCUGCGCGCGGCGGUGACGCUCCCCGCCGAGGACGGAAGACUGUCGCCGCGCGCGCAGCUGCAGACGACGAGCGACCUCGUCGAUUUGCUCCUGCAGGCGCGGAAGAUGCCCUCGCCGAACAUGGGCCGCGACUGCGUGAACGCUGCGCUCAGGGCGGACGACCCCGCGGAGGCGUUCCGGUUCUGGCAGCUGCUCGUGAAGGACAAGGUCGAGUGGGGCGACGGAACGCAGGUUAAACUACGCGAGGCGCUUGCGAGGCGCAUCCGGGAGCACUAUGCGGCGGGGCAGCUGAACCGCGCCGAGACGUCGUACAUGCUGCGCGGACUCCGUGAGCUUUAUGUCGUCGACCCGGGCGACACAGGCGACGCAAGUGCACCGAGGGGUAGCUGAGCUGGCGGGUCUGCACGCAUGGCACCGGGCGCACGGCGUCGGAGGCUCAGGCGCGCUGGGCUGCCAGAGCUUGGGAUCCCGAGCGGGAGACCCGUCUGGUGGCCCCCAAUGGCAGGACGGGGCAGUCCCGAUCACCGCAGCGCAGUGAGAGUGCGCAGGUCGGUCGGGCGUGCGAGGCUUCACACGGUGGUGCAUCUUGGGAUCUUCUGGGUGGAGGAGGGACGGGAGGCAUCGGCGGCGGGGCGAGGGCGUAGGCUGUGUCGCGUGCGGGCAGGCACGGUGUGUGCUUCUGGGAGCGGUGGUUGCGAAGGCUUCUGCGGCGGGUGGGCGGGGCUGGUGGGAAACUAUGUGUAUGUCCGUCUAAUGCGAUAUAGAGUGCAGAUUC